AACAUAACCUACAAAAUUUAUUAUCCAAAAUUAGUCGAUUUUACUAAUAACGAGAAAAUGGAUUCGAAUUCUACUAACUCUAAUACUAAUAAUAGACCUAACAGAAAACGGAAGAAGUCUUUCGUAAAAAACGCCCGCAAAUACGGCAAAAAAGGCCAGUACGGCAGAGGAUCUCAGCUGGAAGAAGACACCUACCACUACUUUGUGCGAAUAUUGGAAUCGUUCAAAGAAGGCUUCGAAUCCGAUGAGGACAAAAUCAUCUUCGCCAACAACGUGUUCGAACAAACAGACGCGAAAGAAGUCCAUUGCAGUUGCAACCAAGUGGGUUGUAGAGUAAUCGAAACCUUGCUGCCUUUCGCAAACGAUGAAGUUAUGAAAAAGUUCAUCGCGGCUUUCGGGGACGACUUGAGACAAUUGUGUAGCGACCGGUUCGCCAGCCACGUCUUGGAGUCCCUUGUCGUACAAAGUUGCUCCAGAGCGUUAGACGAUAAACAAGACAACGACUUGAGGAAUUACUACAAAGACUUCGCUAUGAAAGUUAGUAAAUUUUUGCUGAACAAUUUGGAAGACUUUAUUUGGGACACGUACGGAAAUCACAUCAUAAGAACGUGCUUGAUAAAUUUACUCCAAAUACCCAGCGGGAAGUUAAAUACGGAGAAGACCGAUGUUAAAAAAGAAUUACCCGAUGAGUUUGUUGAAAUUGUUAAAGAAUAUGGUCAAAGGAUUAUCUCUUGGCCGCAGUUUAAUGAGUUAUGUAUAACGGAUUUAACAUCCGGCUUUUUGCAAGAGUUAUUAAAGUGCCUGAAAAAAGUAGACUCAAAAUUGCUAAAAACGUAUUUAAAGAAAAUGUUAACGGAGGUAUUUACUACAGAGGAGGAUUCGAAAUCGCUACCUCCGGCAUUCGGUUCGCAGCCUAUCAUACUUUUAAUGGAAACAGCUUUGCAAAUUUCCAGUGAGAAGGUGUUUUCGAAACUUUAUAAGGCUUGCUUCGCAGGAAAUUUAGAGAAAUUAUCAACCACACGAAGCACUAAUUUCGCAGUACAAAGAUUAAUUCAAUACUGUAGCGUCAAAGAAGAUUUCGAAGCGACUUUUGACGAGCUAGCGGAGCAUUUUAAACGAAUAAUCGAAGUCGGUCAUUCGGGAAUUAUACUAGCACUGGCCGAAGCUUGUAAACGACAUUCCACGAAACAAGGAAGUUUCGUUCAGAAUUUAAUGAAAGCAUUCGAUUGCUUCGAACCGGAAGAAAGACAAAACGCUUUUGUGCUAUGUCUAAGCAGAUUCGUGGCUUUCGAGGAGAAUGCCAAGAAAUCCAACGAAAAUCUCCAAAAGGAAAAGUUAAAUUUACACGGUACUCUAAUACUACAGAAGAUCCUGGAUUACAAUAAACCGAUUAAAGUAGUAAAUGCUAUUUUGAAUUUAGACCAAACGGUUUUGUUAAAUUUAUUUUCCAACGUGAUGGGGAGUCACAUAGCGGAUUCGUACGUUAAAGGAACAUUUGUCGGUGAGAAGAGCAAGGAGCGGUUGGUUAGGAAGAUGAUGGGCGCUUACAGGGACUUGGCCUUUGGGAAACACGGUUCGAGGAGCUUCGAAGCCCUGUGGCAUGCCGCGAACAUGAAAUGCAAACUGCUAAUUAUGGACGAACUAUCGCACAAAGACGGCAGUUGGGUCAACUCUGAUUUUGGUAAGAUCAUUUCUCAAAAAAUCAAUUUUUCUACCUACAAGAGGAACAAAGAGGAUUGGAAAAAUUCGCUUAACAAUGGGAAUAAAUGCGAGGAAAUUUUUGCUGAUGUACUAAAAUAGUUUACGCAAUGUUAAUGUUACUUCUUAAAAAUAAUAAAAAUGUAUAGAUUUG
This is a messenger RNA of Phyllotreta striolata, 1852 nucleotides long. Lineage: Eukaryota; Metazoa; Arthropoda; Insecta; Coleoptera; Chrysomelidae. The record is from the annotation of a GenBank genome assembly.